UUGGUGUGUAGCCGCAUCUGAUAACAACAAAUCAAUAGUUACCCACGGAUGUCACAAGAUAAAGAAUAUAUAUCAGCUACUUGUUCAUUGAUGUAUCACAUGAGUAUAGUAUAAUACGUUUCCUCUCGUAUGUUACUUGUUUGAAGAGGUGUACACCUGUGGAAUUGGGUGGAUAUAUCGAAAGAUGAUCGGCAUGAUAUUAUGCUAAUACGAUGCAAGUGAGGGUUAACAAUCCUAAUUGAAAAAUGAGGUACAAGUGUUAAAGUAGUAAUACCGAAAAAGAGACCAUUUGUCAUGGAUGUACAAGCUAAAUUAACUAAUAGCAAUCAAGAUUUUGAAGCCACGUCUACAGAAGCCAAUGGAGAAUUAGGGAUUGAGAACGACUCUCUAGUGGCAGUGAAGGUCGAUAAUGUGACUGCAGACAAUAACAAAAAUAAAAAGAGACCUGUCACUGACUGGCUACUGCUGUGGUUAUGCUGUAUGUGUAACUUUCUUUUGGUUGGUUAUUCGUACGGUAUUGCAGUGUUAUUUCUGGACAUGAAGUGGACUUUCGGUUCCAGUCGAUCUGAUACAUCAUUAAUACAGUCCAUGAAUAACGGCUUAAUGUUUGGCGGUGGUAUAAUUUCAUCCUUUGUCACCAGUGUAAUGGGCAUUGGUGAUGCCUUCUCGGUUAGUGCCUUGGUAGCUAGUCUUGCAGCAAUUGGUGGGUUUGUGUUCGAAAAAUUGCCACUGGUUAUCCUUAGUGUAGGGGUUAUAGGCGGUUUAGCAUUGUGUGUCAUGUUCACCAGUCUGUUUAUAGUAAUUGGUCGAGUUUUUAAAGACAAGUAUAAUAUGGCGCUGUCUUGUCUUCUUCUUGGGGGAGGAAUUGGUUCAUUCGUCUUCCCCAAUGUAAAUGCUGUGUUACUAGAAAACUAUGGAUGGCGAGGCACAUUUUUAAUUCUUGUUGGCGUGAUGCUGAAUACUUUGCCGGUUGGACUGCUGAUACGUUCUUUGUUAUCUACAAAUGCAACCACCACCGGUUCCAUUAAAAAGCGAUGCCUCGAUAGUCCGUUUUUCCAAUCGCAUAUAUCACUUUGGAGAGAUCCUUUAUUUGUGACUUCCAUAGUGUGUCUUAUACUAAGGUCUGUGCCCAUUGGAUUAGUAACGUUCUUCAUGUUGGAUAUAGCCGAAUACAAACAAUUUGACCUUUCCACAGGUUCGUUGUUUUUAUCGGUAGUGGGGUUUGGAAACCUGAGUGGUCGAUUUUUAGCACUGCUCACGAGACCGAUCAUGAAGGUGUCCCCAGUCAAAGAAUACGCUUUGUACAUUAUGUUCUCUGGACUCGCAAUAUUCGCACUUGCAGUAGCUGAUAGUUAUGUGUUCAUAUUGGCAGCAUGUGUAUGGUUUGGUCUAGCGUAUGGUAUGAUAGCCUCAACAGCUGCCACAACUGUCUUCUUCAUAGCUGGCGAAGAACAUUAUCCUUCUGCAUUGGGUAUAUUUAAUACAGGCAUGGGGAUAGGAUUUGGAAUAGCCGGACCAAUUGGAGGUGCGAUAAAGGACAGCGUGGAUUCAUAUACCUACGUUCUGUUUGGUUUUGCUACAGUUAGUUCAUUUUCUGGCAUUCUGCUGAUGACGGUUGCCUGUUGUUUUGAGAAAUCCAAUCUUAGAUAUGAAUAA
Patella vulgata (common limpet) is the source of this 1656-nucleotide messenger RNA. RefSeq names its product monocarboxylate transporter 4. Gene Ontology annotation, biological process: transmembrane transport. The transcript is spliced from 6 exons. The coding region runs from base 295 to 1656 and encodes 453 amino acids. NCBI's taxonomy places the organism in Eukaryota, Metazoa, Mollusca, Gastropoda, Patellidae. Gene Ontology annotation, molecular function: monocarboxylic acid transmembrane transporter activity. The record is from RefSeq and is a predicted model, not a curated record.